Messenger RNA from Coregonus sp. 'balchen', 1356 nucleotides. The record is from the annotation of a GenBank genome assembly. Lineage: Eukaryota; Metazoa; Chordata; Actinopteri; Salmoniformes; Salmonidae.
AUGAUGCUGAGGAUGAUGGGAGUUCUGCUGUGCGCUGCGCUGGUCGCCUGCGUUGACGUCAUGCCCCAGAAAGACUUCAACCUGGAGAAGGUAAGAGAGAGAGAAAGAGGGCGAGAGAAGGAAACAUACUGAGAGAACAAAUGACAUAGAGAAAGCACAGACAAAAAGCUGAGAGAAAGGGGCUGUACAAGAGAUUCUGAGGUGUAAUGGGGUCAGAGGUCAGAGUAGAGAGAGAGGACACAGUGUAUAAUCUGCAAUGACUAUUGAAUCAAUUUCAAUUGUGAGAAUGAAUUAUAUGUCAUUCUUAUUCUGUUUCUAACUAUAUCAUUCUCUCUCCCCAGAUGGCUGGUAAGUGGUGGAUUGUGGGCUUUGCCACCAACGCCCAGUGGUUUGUGAACCAUAAGGCUGGCAUGAAGAUGGGCACUUCCAUGAUGCUGCCAACCGCCGGAGGAGACCUGGACCUCACCUACACCAACCUGAAGUGAGUGUGUGUGAGAACACAUUAUGUGCAUGUGUGUGUGGGCGUGUGUUUGUGUCCAUAGAACUCAUACUGACUCUGCUCUUUCUCUCUCAGCGCUGAUGGUUCUUGCUGGAGGAUGACACAUCUAGCCAAGAAGACUGACAUCCCAGGCCGCUUCACCUUCACCAGCCAGAGUGAGUAUGCGCACACACACACAGUCAACAUAAGUUCACCUCCCUAACGUUCCUCCCCUCCUCUCUUUCUCACUCUCUCAGGUUGGAACAAUGAAAAUGACAUGCGUGUGGUGGCUGUCCAGUAUGAUGACUUUGCUCUGAUCCACACCAUCAAGACCAAAGACGGAGUACCUGAGGUGCUCAACAAGCUCUACAGUAAGUCUGUCUGGCUGUCUGUAUUUCUGAAAUUAAUUCAAGCUUUUUAAGAUUUUCAUGUUUUGUGUGUGAAAAUAAUCAUAGUUGUACUUUGGUCUCUGUUUUUAGCCUGGUCAUGUACAGUCGCAUUCCGUUAACCUGGUCAUGUUGUGUUAACCUGGUGGUGUUGUGUUAACCUGGUGGUGUUGUGUUAACCUGGGGGUGUUGUGUUAACCUGGUGGUGUUGUGUUAACCUGGGGGUGUUGUGUUAACCUGGGGGUGUUGUGUUAACCUGGUGGUGUUGUGUUAACCUGGGGGUGUUGUGUUAACCUGGGGGUGUUGUGUUAACCUGGUGGUGUUGUGUUAACCUGGUGGUGUUGUGUUAACCUGGGGGUGUUGUGUUAACCUGGUGGUGUUGUGGUUGCAGGUCGCACUCCAGAGGUGAGUGUAGCGCUGCAGCAGAAGUUCAUGCGGUUCUCUCUGGAUACAGGAAUCAGCUCUGACAACAUCGCUAUCCUGCCCAAGAAC